Messenger RNA from Eucalyptus grandis, 844 nucleotides. RefSeq names its product OVARIAN TUMOR DOMAIN-containing deubiquitinating enzyme 7. Lineage: Eukaryota; Viridiplantae; Streptophyta; Magnoliopsida; Myrtales; Myrtaceae. The transcript has 6 exons. Bases 291 to 725 code for a protein of 144 amino acids. The record is from RefSeq and is a predicted model, not a curated record.
UUUUGUACUGAUGGCGUUUCAUUAUUUGAACUUAUAUAUUUUGCUUUGCUUUAUUAGAUCUUAUCAUGAUGAGGAACAUUACAACAGUGUGAGGUUGAAGGAAGACACCGGAGAUGGGCCAGCUAGGCCAAUUACAAUCAAGCAAAAGCUGGGUCAAACAAGUCUAAAUCAGGAGCUGGUAAGGAUAUUACUGAUGCAGGAUCCAUCAAGCUAGUCAUGGCUGGAAGUGGUUGUGAGAACAUUGAGAAAGUUGAGCAGUGCUGCAAAUUUACGGGGAUGUUGAUGCCACCAUGGAGUAUUUGAUAGCAGAAAAAGGCAAUGAAGAUUUUUCAAAGGAAACUGUCCAGUCUCCCUGCGAUCAGAUGCUUUUCAUGGUGAUGAUGCCAAUGGAAAUUCUGAGGAACAGAGAGAGAAACCUGUGGAAGAGACCAAUAAAGAAAAUCCACCUAGCAAUAGCACUAAACGGACUCAUGAUGAUGGCAGUGCCCAGCGAGAAGACAAGAAAAUUCCAAGAAACAAGGCUUGUCCAUGUGGUUCAAAAAAGAAAUACAAGUCCUGUUGCGAGUCAGGGACAGGGAAAGUCUCUGCAAUUUCCAAUGAUCAAGCUCUUGAAUCUAGAUAAGAUAGAAAGGAAAAAGAAGCAAGGCAAGAGAGGGUCUGACACAUCUGCACUUUAUAGUGGAUCUAAUGGAGGGCCACCUGAUAUGGGGGCUCUUUGUAUCUGAUCUUUGGUUAAAGUAUGUGCGCCAUCAUCUAUUGAAUUUCAGAUAUUAGUGUGCUGUCUUUCAAAUAUUUGAUUAGACACAAUUUCUUUUCCUACUUAUAUUACCAUGAAUUUGAUGCA